GUCGGGCGCCUGGCUGCACGUGACUCGCGAGCGCGGGUGCACAGUGUAACGUCAUGGUGCUGUGGUGUCGGCGGGCUCUGGCCUCACUGUGGCAGUGGGGUCCGGGAGGUGUGAGAAGGCCCAUCUCUCUUUCUGUGGGUGCUUCAGGCCUGUUUGGGAGUGGAGGCAGUCAUGAAAAGGAGAAGCUUUCCCUGCAGGACAUUGCUGAGCUGAUCCGGUCCAGAGCCUGCCAGAAGGUGUUGGUUAUGGUAGGGGCUGGAAUCAGUACACCCAGCGGCAUUCCAGACUUCAGAUCUCCCGGGAGUGGCCUCUACAACAACCUACAGCAGUACCACAUCCCAUACCCUGAGGCCAUUUUUGAACUUGAAUUUUUCUUUCAUAACCCCAAGCCCUUUUUCAAAUUGGCCAAGGAGUUGUACCCUGGGAACUAUAAGCCCAAUGUUGCUCACUACUUCCUCCGACUGCUGUAUGACAAGGGACUGCUCCUGAGGCUCUACACACAGAACAUUGAUGGGCUUGAGAGAGUGUCUGGCAUCCAUCCCUCAAAGCUGGUUGAAGCUCAUGGAACCUUUGCCUCAGCCACCUGCACAGUCUGUCGAAGGUCCUUUCCAGGGGAGGACUGUUGGGCUGAUGUGAUGGCGGACAGGGUGCCUUGCUGCCCUGUCUGCAAUGGUGUGGUGAAGCCUGACAUCGUGUUCUUCGGGGAGCCAUUGCCCCAGAGGUUCUUCCUGCACAUGGCUGAUUUCCCCCUGGCAGAUUUGCUGCUUGUCCUUGGGACCUCCCUGGAGGUGGAGCCUUUUGCUAGCUUGUCUGAGGCUGUGCGGAGCACCGUGCCCCGACUACUCAUCAACCGGGACUUGGUGGGGCCCUUUGCUUGGCAUCCUCGAAGCAGGGACGUGGCACAGCUGGGGGACUUGGUUCGCAGUGUAGAAACGCUAGUGGGCCUUCUGGGCUGGACAGAAGAGUUGCAGGCCCUGGUCCAGCGGGAAACGGGAAAGCUGGACGGUCAGGACAGAUAAGGCAGUGGCUGCCCACAUUCGAGAAAUGGCCACACAGGAGAGCCACAUCCUAAUUUUCUAGUGAGACGAUGUGUUUGAGGACAGCUUGGGUAGGUUUACAAAUCUCAGCCAAACCAGGACGUGUGACCUGAGGAAUGGAUGUCUGAGGCUGCCACUGGAACAUCUGACGAGGAAGGGCAUGUUCAUACUCAGGGACACCCAAUCAAGGAUGCAAAGGAGCCACCUGUUGUUUCCAUCUAACUCUUCACUCUGCUGAAGCUCACAGUGCAAAAUACUUUCUUCUGAUGGUGACCCUCUUAGACUGAAAGAGAUUCACUGGAUCCCAGUCUGGGUCUGCUUUACUGUGCCCAGGCUGUCUGGAGGGCAGCUCAGCAUGUCUGUUAUAAGAUCCAGGCCUGGGCUUUGGUGAUAUGGUGGGAUUGUCUAGCAUGUAGGGUCUCUGAUGUAGGGUCAUUUUAAAGUCUCAUUUCUUACAUGAAAUAAAUUUCAGUGUAAUAAUGAGCAGCCUUUCAUCUCUUCACGACAGCAAGUGUUGACAUGAUAGUAUUUGGGUGUCCCCUGCCCCCAACAGUC
This is a messenger RNA of Castor canadensis (American beaver), 1592 nucleotides long. RefSeq names its product sirtuin 3 (gene Sirt3). The record is from RefSeq and is a predicted model, not a curated record. Gene Ontology annotation, molecular function: histone deacetylase activity, NAD-dependent; NAD+ binding. Gene Ontology annotation, cellular component: nucleus. Lineage: Eukaryota; Metazoa; Chordata; Mammalia; Rodentia; Castoridae.